Messenger RNA from Monascus purpureus, 1882 nucleotides. The record is from the annotation of a GenBank genome assembly. Lineage: Eukaryota; Fungi; Ascomycota; Eurotiomycetes; Eurotiales; Aspergillaceae.
AGAAACAGCACCUUGACCAUCUGCAUCAUCCCGAUUCUGCUGCUCCUCCAGACCGGUUCCAUUGACUCCUACUAGAGUACCGCGUCGACUGGCAAGGAGAUCCAUUCCCGCAUGGUCGGCAUUGUCCCGGGUGGAUCACCGUCUCCGAGCUCUCUGGCAACCAGAGUUCUUGACAACCGUGUUGAACUUACAACUAACACGUCAACUGCAUUCUUCCAGUCGAUAUCUCGUAUUUUUGUGAUAUAAUAAAAAAAUUAACUCCAAUCUUCUUUUCUUGCCUUUUCCCCCUAUUCUUUCUCUUUCUCAGCUACCUUUUAUGAGCUACAUGCAGCUUGUCUGAAUACCCCUUGUUCACGAAAUCCCACAGCACAGACAGAAUGAGACCCACGACUUCAGUUGUAUUUUUGGCAGCUGCUGCCAGUGCUCAGUCUAUAAUUGAGAGCUCCAGUUUUGGUCUAUCGCCAAACAGAGACACCAUACCUGGGUGGCAAAUAGGUGGUGAAGGCCAGGUACCUCAAUUUCUCUCGGAUAAGCUCAUCUUGACACCCCCAUAUCCAGGCAAUACUAGAGGCUUUGCCUGGUCGCAGAGCCCAGUAUCGCAUUCGGAAUGGUCUGUAGAAUUGCAGUUUAGAGCCACUGGUCCCGAGAGAGGUGGCGGCAACCUUCAGUUAUGGUACGCAAAAGACGGCCAGGCCAAGAUCGGUACGUCCAGUAUCUACACUGUUGGGCCGUUUGAUGGCUUUGCGCUUGUAAUUGAUGCACAUGGUGGAACUGGUGGAAGCAUUAGGGGAUUCCUCAAUGAUGGCUCGACGGACUACAGAAGCCACGACAGUGUAGAUAGUCUAGCCUUCGGCCACUGUAUCUACUCAUAUCGCAACCUAGGGCGCCCUUCCAUCAUAGGGAUCAAACAUACCAAUUCUAUCUUCGAGGUGACGGUUGACGACAAGCUUUGUUUUUCCACAGACAAAAUUUCUCUGCCUGCCGGAAACACUUUUGGCCUGACCGCAGCGACUCCUGAGAAUCCAGAUUCGUUUGAAAUAUUCAAGUUCAUUCUGCGUUCCAGCGAGACUGCACCUCCCGUCCAGCAGGGGAGUUACCAACAGCCCAUUACCGAUCAGAAUGUGGAUGGUGCAGGCAGCACGGGAUCAGAAUCUGUAGCGUCAGGAGCGCAACUGGCAGAUCUACGUGCCCGCCUGGAACUUCUCAGCCAUGCCAGCACGAAUUUGGUUCGAGAUGUCAACGGUCUCUCUUCGAAGAGCGACAGCAGACAUGCCGAACUCCUUCAGCAGGUUGCUACAAAGGAACAACUAGCCAGUCUCGACGCUCGGCUGCAGAGAAUUGAAGACACCUUGUUGACCAUCAAGCGUGACCUGGAAGGCAAGGACUACCGCAGCCACUUUAACCAGCUACAGGAAACAUUGAAAUCAUCCCAUCUCAACCUAGCUGAGAACCUCCAAGGCACACUCCACACUGUCAUAACCAGUUCAGCUCCGCGUAUGGGCUUCUUCAUCUUCCUCAUUAUCGCCUUCCAAGCCCUCCUUGCAGGUUCCUAUGUCAUCUAUAAACGCCGACGCGCCAACAUGCCUAAGAAAUUUCUUUGAGCGUUUUUUGCCCCCUUUUGCCCCACUCCGUCCCCCCUUCAACUAGAAUUAUGAAUUCAUGUCCCCGAUCUUUUGACAUUUUGUACUAUCGGCCUAAUGUAACCCGCACUAGUCUGUACAAAUAAGCAUCACAUGACUAUAACUCUAUUUUCCUGUUUAUGGUUUAGUGUUAAGGGUAGGGCAUUUUAUUAGGGCACAUUUCUCAUGUCAACUCAAAUAAUUAGCAUCAAUGACAAUGCCAUCGGCUGAAAUAGGUGUCAUUCAGAUACCUUCUAACAUGG